GUCAACAGCUUUAAUGUGCAUGGUGGAUUAAAACAAUAUAUACAUAUAUACAUAUAUAAUAAUAUAGCUAUCUUACUAGCACAGUGUAAAAGUUUGAAACACUUACCCGCAAAAUAUAACCCAACAAGGAUAAUCAAAUGCAGCUGCAAACGUCCAUUCAUUUACCAACACAACGCCGCAUACGACCGCUGGUGGUGCUCUUUUUCCUUUGCUACCUCGCUUGCAGUCAAGCCAAAAGGACUACGCGCCGCUUGCAGCGAGAUGAGUUGCACGAAUACGCCAUACAUCAGCACAACUAUGCUGAAAGGGAUGUUGGCGAGCCGAGUGGUAGCGCCGCGGACCUGCAGGCGCAGGAAUCGAAAAGCAUGGAAAUUAAAGUACCGCCACCGAAUGCUAGCAGUGGCAAGAAUACCGUCACGCCACGUGGCAAACGCGGCGCUAAGAAAUUUCGACAUAUCGUGCAUGUAGUGAAACCCGUGCAUCAGAAGAAAAAGAAGUUGUACUCUUCGUCGACGAGAAAUAAUAGUAAUCAGUAUCGUCAGCAACAAAAUCAAGUCGUGGAGGGUGGUAAAAAAUCAACAUUACACACUUACGAAGAAACACACGAACAUGUCAUGGAGCCAGCACAAGAAAUGUCAUUUGCAGCGCAAAAACCUAUUUUUGCAGCCACACCGUCUUAUACUACGUCAUCAGCAAGCGUUGAUUCAGUUGCCCAAACAGUGAACGAACCGUUAACACAGGCAACGUCUGAUAGUUUUGCUACGCAUGCUUUUCUGAAACCACCGGCGGUGCCUUAUGAUGAUGCACAAACGAGUAGUUCAGAACAUCAUGAGCAUAUAAAUGAAAUGCACGAAGAAGAGGAGCAUCAUCAACAUGAGAAAAUUAAGGUUAAGCAUCACCAUCACCAUCAUCAUCACAAUCAUGUGAAGGAAAUUAUUAAAAAGGUGCCCGAACCAUAUCCAGUUGAGAAGAUUGUACAUGUGCCUGUAGAGAAGAUAGUUGAAAAAGUAGUGCACGUUCCCAAGCCGUAUCCAGUGGAGAAAAUAAUUGAGAAAAAAAUACCAUAUCCGGUUGAGAAAAUUAUUGAGAAAGUUGUUGAAAAGAAGGUACCAUAUCCGGUAGAGAAGAUUGUUGAGAAAAUAGUGCAUGUGCCGAUUGAAAAGGUGGUGCAUGUACCGAAACCGUAUCCUGUGGAGAAAAUUGUUGAGAAGAAAGUACCCUAUCCUGUGGAGAAGGUCGUCGAAAAGAUUAUAGAGAAAAAGGUGCCGUAUCCGGUGGAGAAGAUUGUAGAGAAAGUUGUGCAUGUGCCGAAACCAUACCCCGUAGAAAAGAUUAUCGAGAAAAUCGUGGAGAAGAAAGUACAUGUGCCUGUUGAGAAAAUAGUGGAGAAAAUUAUACAUAUUCCCAAGCCAUAUCCAGUUGAAAAAGUUGUUGAAAAAGUCGUGCAUGUACCGAAACCAUUUCCAAUUAUUAAACACGUACCAUAUCCAGUAGAAGUAAAAGUGCCUGUUCAUAUAGAAAAGCCGGUGCCAUACCCAGUAGAGAAAAAAGUGCCCGUGCCGUAUCGUGUGGAAGUGGAAAAGAAGAUACCAGUACCUUACAAAGUGGAAGUGGAGAAGAAGGUGCCGAUAUUCAUACACGCACCACACCAACACUACAAAUAUGAACAUCAUGAACAUGAACAUAAAGAGGAAGAGCACGAGCAUCAUGAGGAGAAAAACGACGAUUUCGAGGAGCAUAAACAUUUUGAACAUCAUCAUGACCUUUCCGGAUUUCCGACAAAUCAAAAUGCAAAAUAUGCUAAACUCCAACAACAACCUCGUCAAAUAGCAAAUAUCGCUGCUGUGGGUUUACCAAAAGCUCACACCUCCAUGGCAGCUGCAGCAAUACGUGCUGAGCUACUACACCAACAAGUACACAACUUUGGUUAUAAAAAUCCUACUAAAGCAACACCUACCGAUCCCGUACAAUCUUCAUCUGAAAAUGUACCAAAUAUUGUACGCUUCACACCAACACCAGUGCAUAGCUUUGGCAUUAAGAAUCCAACGACUGCUGCGACAUCUGAUCUUGAGCCCUCAUCUUCGGAAAACAAGCACACCGUUGUGCAUUUUGAGCCAACACCGUUACCAUUUCAAAUACACGUCGAAGACGGUGAGACAUUAGAAGAUGGUAAUUCAGGUAACUCUAACGAUAUGCAGACAGAGGCCAGCACUCAUAGUUUACGCAUGUUGGCGCGCCUACAACCGAUCGCGUUGCCACUGCAGGUUUUCCAAUUACAUUCAAUACCAUUUCAACAGCCUCUGGGCUUCUCACUACCAGCCAUGCAUGCGGCAGUACAGAGUAGGGGAUCCUGAAACCUCAAGAAACUCAAUCGAUAAUUCGGAUAGUAAGACUGAGCAGACUAAACGCGCAUUAUAGAUUUAAGCAAUGAUUUUAACUCAAACAUUUUUUUUUGUUAAUUUAUUUCAACGAGAUAAAAACU
Molecule: messenger RNA, 2482 nt
Organism: Ceratitis capitata (Mediterranean fruit fly)
Lineage: Eukaryota; Metazoa; Arthropoda; Insecta; Diptera; Tephritidae
Product: titin
Exons: 2
Coding region: 138-2354 (738 amino acids)
Source: RefSeq, a predicted model, not a curated record